Molecule: messenger RNA, 1107 nt
Organism: Helianthus annuus (common sunflower)
Lineage: Eukaryota; Viridiplantae; Streptophyta; Magnoliopsida; Asterales; Asteraceae
Product: GDSL esterase/lipase At5g55050
Exons: 5
Coding region: 1-1107 (368 amino acids)
Molecular function (GO): hydrolase activity, acting on ester bonds
Source: RefSeq, a predicted model, not a curated record
AUGGCUACUUCCAGCAAUGGUCUUCAACUUGCCACUUUGUUUUUAGGUGUUUUACUGUUCGGAACGGCCGGUUAUCUAUGUGAGUCAGUUCCAGGCAUAUACACGUUUGGAGACUCAUUGGUCGACGUCGGAAACAACAAUUUCCUUUCUGGUUCUAUGCUUAAGGCUGAUUUCCCUCCCCAUGGUAUAGAUUUUCCUAUGGGAAUAGCCACGGGCCGGUUCAGUAACGGGAAAAAUGCAGCUGAUUUUCUAGCUGAAAAAGUGGGAUUACCUACAGCACCGCCGUAUCUAUCAUUGGUGUCAACCGGCUCAGGGACAAAGCUGAAUAGUGCGAUGGUGACCGGAGUCAGUUUUGCAUCUGGAGGUGCCGGAAUCUUGGAUGGAACCAAUGGAAUCUUUGAACCAAUUGCAUUGACACAACAAGUAGAGUACUACUCUCUUGUGCAUAAUCAGUUGAUUCAAGAAAUGGGUUCAGCUCGCGCCAACACUCACUUGAAUAAAUCUCUAUUUGUGAUUGUGAUCGGAAGCAAUGAUCUCUUAACUUACUUCGACAAAGAUUCCCACGUCUCAAAGCAAUACACCCCAGGACAAUACGUUGAUCUUAUGGCUUCCACCCUUAAACAACUUAUGAAUAGGUUGUAUGGGCUGGGAGCACGUAGAUUCGCGGUAUCUGGAGUUGGAGUGAUUGGAUGUUGCCCGGAACAAAGGUUGCAGAUGAACACAACCUAUGGAUGCAACGCAGCAGCAAAUUACUGGUCGAAAAUGUACAAUGUACGUCUAAAGAAUUUGCUAAAGAAGUUGAAGACACAAUCACCGGAUAUCAACUAUUCUUACUUUGACACAUACCUUGCCAUGAAUAACCUCAUCCAAGAUCCUCAAAAUUAUGGUUUUUCCGAGAUAAAAGAAGCUUGUUGUGGAAAUGGCAAAUUGAAUGCAGAAAUUCCUUGCCUCCCAAUUUCCACAUAUUGCUCCAAUAGAAGUGAUCAUCUAUUCUGGGAUCUCUAUCAUCCUACUGAAAUGGUGUCUCAUAUGCUUAUUGACCUUGUAUAUAGCGGAUCGCGAAAAUUCACGCUUCCAAUGAACAUAAGAGACCUUGUUCAUCUAUAA